Verruconis gallopava is the source of this 3843-nucleotide messenger RNA. RefSeq lists its product as uncharacterized. The coding region runs from base 334 to 3636 and encodes 1100 amino acids. The record is from RefSeq and is a predicted model, not a curated record. Gene Ontology annotation, cellular component: membrane. NCBI's taxonomy places the organism in Eukaryota, Fungi, Ascomycota, Dothideomycetes, Venturiales, Sympoventuriaceae. The transcript has 3 exons. Gene Ontology annotation, molecular function: ATP binding; ABC-type transporter activity; ATP hydrolysis activity.
UGAUGAAUGACGCUGAUCAUCCGUCCCCACCGUAUGGGGGCAAGUGGUCGCGCACGUGUGUGAUUGGUCGUCGCCGGGGCAGCUUGUCUCGAGAUACCUCAAACACGCAAGGCAACCUAGACAAGAAGCCCUCGGAUCUCUCCUCACAACUCAUCCCAUCGAUACGUAUCGCCUGCGGCUCUUGUAUACCCCGUGUCUUUCUCCUCCGCCUGUAUAAGAGCCUCUCUUGGCGGAUCCUGGGCCCGCUCUCUCACAUCGCCGCCAAUGCGUAGGUGAUAUCAUCGAUCUCAACCUCCGGUACGCGGCCGCCCUCUUUCACGAUAGAAGCUCAAGAUGGCGCCACUGUCAUCGCUGCUGCGCCUUUCAGCGCUGUUGGCAUACGUGGGCACCGUUGGCGCUGGACUGCAGACCCCGAAGUUCAACCGGAAUUCCACGACUGUAGACCUAGUUCCUGACGUGUUCCGCCUCUACGAAGAUCGCCCGGACGACUGUCCACCCUGCUUCAAUUGCAACCUUGAGGCGUUCACUUGUCACCAGUUCGCCAACUGCACCGCAGCCACUGGAAGGUGCUCGUGCCCUGAAGGUUGGGGAGGGGAAGACUGUUCGACUCCGCUGUGCGGUUCACCCGCAGACGGUAACAACAGAAAGCCGCGCGAGGGAAAGACGUGCGACUGUACGGAUGGCUGGUCGGGCAUAAACUGCAACAUCUGCCAAAGAGAUGAUGUGUGCAAUGCUCUGAUUCCGGGAGGAGAGGGAGGGGUCUGCUUCGAGGGCAAAGUCGUGCAUAAGAACUAUCAGAACUGUGACAUUACAAAUAAAAAAAUCCUGGAACAGCUGAAGGACCAAAAGCCCGAGGCUACAUUUUCUUGUAACACGGCGGAUGCGACAUGCAACUUUCAAUUUUGGGUUGACCAGCGUGAAUCCUUCUACUGCGCUCUCGACACGUGUACCUUCGACUUCACCGUCGAAGCAGACCGCAACAUCACCGAAUACACGUGCGAACAUAUCAAAUGUGCCUGUGUUCCAGGCCGUAUGCUGUGUGGCGAGAACGGCUCUGUUGACAUCGGCGACUUCUUAAAGUCAGAAAUCAAAGGGCCCGCCAGUUUCACCUCUAAGAGCACAGUCGGUGGAAGCAGCAGCGAUGGCAGUGUCUUCUCAGAACCAGAGAUGAACAAGCUUAUCUCUGCUGUUUUUGGCGACGAUGCUAUCACAUUGCAGUGUCGUUCGGGAGAAUGCUUGCACGAGACUGAGGUUCCGGGCUACGAACGGCCGGUCAAGAAGAUAAACACACCUUUGAUAGCUGGUGUGAUUGCAGGCUGUGCUCUCUUCGUGGUUGCUGUUGUCCUACUAGUCUGGUACAUGUCACGACGCCAGCACCGUUACGGUCCUAUUGCCCUCUCGGACGACGAAGAUGACGAGCAGUCGAAGCUCAUGGUCGACCACAAGCCAGCAGCCCUGUACUUCCAGAAUGUUUCGUACCGAAUCAAGGGUAAGCAAAUUCUGCAAGACAUUCAAGGCGCGGUGCAUCCCGGCGAGUUAUUGGCCAUCAUGGGGGCUUCAGGCGCUGGCAAGACGAGUUUCCUAGACAUCCUUGCCCGUAAGAACAAGCGGGGUGAGGUUUCCGGGGACUUUUACAUCAACGGAGAGAAAAUCUCGGACGAAGAUUUUAGGAGCGUUAUUGGCUUUGUGGAUCAGGAGGACACGCUGCUGCCAACCUUGACCGUUCACGAGACUAUCAUGGACAGUGCUAUGCUGCGACUCCCUCGAGAGAUGAGUUACGCAGCGAAGCUCCAGCGUGUGGAUGAUGUAGAGAGGCAACUCGGCAUUUAUCACAUCAGGCAUCAGAUCAUAGGCUCGGAGGAAGGGCAACGAGGCAUCUCCGGUGGUGAGAAGCGUCGCGUUGGUAUUGCUUGCGAACUAGUCACUUCACCCAGUAUCCUCUUCUUGGACGAACCGACCAGUGGCCUAGACGCGUACAAUGCGUUCAAUGUUGUGGAAUGCCUUGUGAACUUGGUCAAGACCUACAACAGGACCGUUGUUUUUACCAUCCAUCAACCCAGAUCGAACAUUGCCGCACUCUUCGACCGGCUUAUACUUCUAGCCAAGGGCAAAGUUGUUUACUCCGGACCAUUUUCUCAGUGCCAGUCGUACUUUGACGACAUCGGCUUUUCUUGCCCUCCGGGCUUUAAUAUUGCUGAUUAUCUUGUCGAUUUGACAAUGCACGCUGGCAUUCCCAGGUCACCAAUCCAUGAGGAUUCUUCUGUAUUCAACCCCAGAGAUUUGCCACCUACCCGCGCAAGUAGUACCAUCGCAAUAAAGUCAGUGCCAAGUGUUAGCGGAAGUAUGGGUGUGGAGUCGACUGGCAGUCCACCUGAAUCCCAAUCUCUGCUGCGACCAAAGUAUCCGCGCAAGACCUCUAUCAGACAGCAGCAAGAGCGACAGCUCUUCACUCGCAAGAAACCCGUCGAACAUCAUCCUCCUGAUACGCCGCAAUCCGGUGAUGAUGAAGGUGCGAUCCCAGAAGCUAGGAUGGAUAGUACGCAUCAAUGGCUAAGACUGUCGCGGCAUACAGGAACGUCAGCCAAUAUUGAGGACCCUGACGACCUACUCGAGUCAUUUGAGGAUGGAAGUAAUCUUGAGAUGCUCGUUUCCGCCUACAAAGCCUCUGAAAUUGCUUCGAACAUUCAAGUUGAUAUCGCAACAGCGAUUGGCAAUGCUGCGUCAGCUAACGGCGCAAACGGUUCUACAACCGAACCUAAUGGCGCAAUCAACUCCAACAAGGUCAAAGGGUACCACAAGACUGGCAUUAUGGGUCAAUUCGUUAUCCUCUCGAAACGAACGUGGAGAAACUUGUACAGAAAUCCCAUGCUCAUGCUUACGCACUAUGCUAUUGCGAUCGUACUGGCUGUCUUCCUUGGCUUCCUCUUCUACGGGCUCACAGACGAUAUCGCCGGCUUCCAGAACAGACUUGGAUUAUUCAUCUUCCUGCUAUCUCUGUUCGGUUUUUCAACGCUGACAACACUCUAUGUGUUUGCCUCGGAGCGACUGCUAUUUGUCCGCGAGCGAGCUAAGGGCUACUACUCUCCCUUCUCGUACUUCAUGGCCAAAGUCAUUUUCGACAUCAUUCCGUUGAGAUUGAUUCCACCACUAAUUAUGGGAGCUAUCGUGUAUCCCAUGACAGGUUUGAUCCCUCAGUGGCCCGAAUUUUCCAAAUUCAUCGUCUUCCUCGUCCUGUACAACUUGGCUGCCGCGAAUAUCUGUCUUUUCAUUGGUAUUCUAAUCAAGAACGGAGGCGUAGCGAACUUAAUUGGCAGCCUGGUUAUGCUGUUCUCGCUGCUCUUCUCAGGUUUUCUGCUCAACAAGAACAGUAUUCCGCCGACAGUGUUGUGGCUGCAGAAGCUCUCCAUCUUCCACUAUGGCUUUGAAGGUCUCAUCGUCAACGAAGUUCGCCCACUUAGUCUAAUCGAUCACAAAUACGGCCUAGACAUCGAAGUACCCGGAGCCGCUAUACUAAGCUCGUUUGGCUUCGAUAACGGUGCCCUCAGGAUGGAUGCAAUUGGCCUUGUUGUUUUUUGUGGCGUGUUCCUUGUGCUGGCAUAUGCGAGCAUGCACUUUUUGCUUGUAGAGAAGCGGUAGUUGCACGGUUGGACUGCGGAAGGGCUGGAUAAUAUUGAGGCUGUUUUUUUCUUUUGUUUAUGCAAUUGGUGCGAUACACAUGCAUAGGAAGCCAGAGGCUAACCACGCAUUAUGGCGUUUUUAAUGUGAUUCAGGGAACACAAACAUAUAGAUGAAAUCACAUGAGCUGCAUUACUCUUCGUGGUGGCAUCAAGUACUCCGUUUGCA